Messenger RNA from Teleopsis dalmanni, 444 nucleotides. RefSeq names its product calmodulin-like. Gene Ontology annotation, molecular function: calcium ion binding. Gene Ontology annotation, cellular component: myosin II complex. The transcript has a single exon. The coding region runs from base 1 to 444 and encodes 147 amino acids. The record is from RefSeq and is a predicted model, not a curated record. Lineage: Eukaryota; Metazoa; Arthropoda; Insecta; Diptera; Diopsidae.
AUGCCUUCCCUAAGUGAACAAGAACUUGAUGAGUACGCUACUGCUUUUGCUUCAUUUGAUACUGGUUCUGGGACUAUAACAUUUGAAGAAUUAGGUGUUAUUAUGAGUUCCCUCAUCACACCUCCGACUGAAUCACAAAUUGAGCGCAUGGUUACCGAUAUUGAUCCUGAUAGCAACGGUAAGGUGUACUUUGCAGUUUUUCUCACUAUUAUGUCCCGCCAUGUUAAAGUCGCUGAUACUAGAAAGGAAAUCUCUAAUGCAUUUCGAGUUUUUGAUAAGGAAGGUACAGGCUUCAUGCCAACUGAUAAGCUUAGAUAUAUUAUGACUAACAUAGGCGAGACCCUUACUGAUGAAGAUGUAGACAAAAUGCUGUCUGAGGCUGAGAUUGAUGAGAAUGGGCUACUAGACUAUGAGAAACUAGUUGAUGUUAUGUUUUCCAAGUAA